Messenger RNA from Galendromus occidentalis (western predatory mite), 1811 nucleotides. Its product is annotated as wee1-like protein kinase. Lineage: Eukaryota; Metazoa; Arthropoda; Arachnida; Mesostigmata; Phytoseiidae. Gene Ontology annotation, molecular function: non-membrane spanning protein tyrosine kinase activity; ATP binding; magnesium ion binding. The coding region runs from base 55 to 1716 and encodes 553 amino acids. Gene Ontology annotation, cellular component: nucleus; cytoplasm. The transcript is spliced from 5 exons. Gene Ontology annotation, biological process: protein phosphorylation; mitotic cell cycle. The record is from RefSeq and is a predicted model, not a curated record.
GUUUGAAAAUUGUUGUUGAAAGGAUGUAUUAUCAAUUGUUUUGUGAAUAGGAAAAUGUCUCCCGCCGUUACUCCAGUGGUUGUGCACACACCGCUUCAGAAGAGCGGCCGAACUUUACGUCUGAUUGGUACUCCGCAAACGCCGAAGACUCUGUUCGAGCGAUGUCAAGUGCUCAACACAGACGUUCGAAUCCGCGCCCGGCUUUUCUCGGACGAUGAACAGUGCCGAUCGCCGGUGAGUCGGCUCUCAGCCGAAGUUUCCAGCGACGAAUUCGUGCCCGUGGUCCAGCAGAAACGGCUUUUCGACACCGACACCACCCCUCCGGAGUAUAGCAGUAAGAGAUUGUCCGGCGAGUGUUCGGCCAGGAAGAGUCUGAGGACCCCGUUAAUCGAGAGGAAACAAGUUAAUGUGAAUCCUUUCACGCCGGUGGGACUCUUGGAGUGUCAGCGGAAAAGACCGCGCAACGGCUCACCAAGUGAGUACCCCAAGGCCCCCAACGACAACAACAAUAACGAUAACGACGCUGUAUCUGAUGUUUCGACGACUUCAGUGUACGGAAUUGAAGAAUUAGAUCGACACGCAAAGAUCCAACGCAUGUACCUCUCUCCGAACGACAGCACCUAUUCAAGAUACGAACAAGAAUUCGUCGAGCUCGAUCAGAUCGGCAGCGGUGAAUUCGGCGCCGUAUUCAAAUGUAUCCACAGGCUAGACGGCUGCAUCUACGCAAUCAAAAAACUCAAGAAACCGAUGCAAGGCAGUGCAGCGGAAAAGGCUUCUCUCACAGAAGUUUGGGCUCACGCGGUUCUUGGUGCUAACACUCAUGUCGUCAGAUAUUAUUCUGCUUGGGCAGAACUCAACCACAUGAUCAUCCAGAACGAAUUCUGUAACGGUGGUAGUCUACAGGAUCUGAUACAGGAGCAACAGGAGAGCGGAAUUCCUAUGAGUGAACACCAGUUGCGACAGCUUGGGCUCCACGUUGCGAACGGGCUCAAGUUCAUCCAUAGUCAGAAUCUUGUCCACAUGGAUAUCAAGCCCGGCAAUAUAUUCAUAUCAAAGAAGGGAACGAUACCCGAUGACGACGAAAACAUUCCCCACGAUUUCUCGGACGAGGUCAACGAUUUCAUCACCUAUAAGAUAGGCGACCUGGGACUCGUGACGUCGUCGCUCCAUCCUGAAGUCGAAGAGGGAGACUGCCGAUACAUGGCUCCAGAGCUCUUGAAGGACGAUUACUCCAAUCUCCACAAGGCCGAUAUCUUCAGCCUAGGUCUCAUACUUUAUGAACUCGGACAUGGCAUUACGCUGCCAAAGAACGGCGAGGAGUGGCAAAUGCUCCGGAAAGGCCACAUCAAGUCCAUCCCUAGAUUCAGCGAAGACUUCAACAACCUCGUGAAGUCAAUGUGUGAUCCUGACCCUCGAACGAGGCCUUCGGCACAAGAACUUGUUCGGGAUUCUCGACUCGUUCCUUACACCGAAAAAUCAAAAGCACAACUCCGUAUGGAACUCAACGCGGAACGUUUCAAAUGUCACGUUCUAGAGGAACAGCUCCGGCAACUUCGUCAGGAAUACUUCGGCAAUCGAUUGAACGUCAAUUUUCUCCGAAACCCGCCCGACUUCCUUGCCAACCGCAGGAGCUAUAAAGAGAGUAAAGAGUACCCUCCCGUUAGGCGAAGCCUUUUCGUGGGACGAGGCUGUCCCAGGUCGAAUAGCGCGCAGUGAUCUUCUUGCAUCGCUUCGGAAGUGGUCCAAGAGUUGGUGAAACGUCUUUCAGAGAAUGCUCGCUCUGGGCGGAAGUAAGAGAUGGCACUUUAAUA